UAGCCACUGUUACAAAAUGUCUGCCCUACUGGCAAAAGCGUCGAGACAGGGCUUUUUACAAGCCAAAACAUCAAUAAGUUCGCAGGGGGCAUGUAUAUCAACUGGCAGAAGGUUUUCUAGGAAGAAGAUUGCAUUGGCAGUAGCUGGUGGGGUGUUAGGGGUUGGCUCAGUAGGAGUUGGUAUGGCCCUUCUCAGACCUGCUAAUGCGCAAGAGCUGAUCCUUCAUCCUCCCCAUUACCGCUGGGACUUCAAGGGUUAUUUUGCUGCAUAUGAUAAAGCCAGUGUACGGAGAGGCUACCAGGUCUACAAGCAAGUGUGUGCCGCGUGUCACACCAUGGAAGCUUUGUGCUACCGCCAUCUUGUGGACGUGUGUUACUCAGAGAGGGAAGCAAAGAGAGAAGCUGAAGAGGCUAUGGUAUGGGAUGGACCAAAUGAUGCAGGGCAGAUGUUUCAGAGACCUGGAAAACUCUCUGAUCCUUUCCCUAAGCCUUAUGAUAAUGUAGAAGCAGCAAAGGCAGCCAACAAUGGAGCCUAUCCACCAGAUCUUGGUCAUGUUGUCCUAGCAAGAGAAGAAGCAGAGAGCUACAUCUUCGCCCUGCUGACUGGAUACUGUGAUCCUCCUGCUGGUUAUGAAUUAGCUGAUGGCAUGGCUUACAACCCGUAUUUCGCUGGGGGCGCUAUAAGCAUGGCACAAGCACUUUACAAUGAAAUCAUAGAGUAUGAAGAUGGCACCCCUGCCACCCAGAGCCAGCUAGCCAAGGAUGUAGUGACCUUCCUGUCUUGGGCCUCUGACCCAGAUCUGGAGCAGCGUAAAAAAUUUGGUAUAAAGGCUGGGGUAGUCCUAUUCCUGAUGACACCUGUAGCCUUUUACUACAAGCGUUUCAAGUUUCACACCCUGUACACACAGCAAAUUUUCUGGAAAAAGGGGAAGUAACAUCAGUGAACUUAGGCAAAAUAAUUUAGGGGUGAAAAUAUGCUUUACAAAUUUCAAAACAAACGAGACAUGGUAAAGCCUUUCUUUGGGACUGGUCAGACACAGAUCAUUUGGAUGCUAGAAAUAAAAUCAACAGAGAUACUGGCUUGAAUUUGAGCCUUGGAAUAUGGCAUGUGUACAUAAUGUAAUUACUGACUGGACGGCAUCAGGUAUUAAGUCUUAUAAAAGGAAAUGCAAGUUGGAUCAGAAUUUGGCUGGUUUUAAAACAACUCUUGUCGGAUAAUCCUCUGCAUUUACUUAAUGUGUAGUGAUAUUUAUUUUCAAACUGGUACGGAGGUCUUUCUCAUGGACAACAAUGGGCCAAAACAAAUUAAAAAUGUUGUUUUUCUAGACGCAUUGAUUUUUAGAAUGAUUGUUAAGAGUGAAGUGAUGUACCUGUUAAAACCACAUUAAUAGUUCUACGAGAAAUGUCUUAUAUUUGCCGUGUUGUAUGAAAGAUCUUGUUCAGAGAAGUCGGAACCAAACCGGAGUGUCAAUAAAUGCAUCUUCUUUUA
Lingula anatina is the source of this 1488-nucleotide messenger RNA. Its product is annotated as cytochrome c1, heme protein, mitochondrial-like. Gene Ontology annotation, cellular component: respiratory chain complex III. Gene Ontology annotation, biological process: mitochondrial electron transport, ubiquinol to cytochrome c. Lineage: Eukaryota; Metazoa; Brachiopoda; Lingulata; Lingulida; Lingulidae. Gene Ontology annotation, molecular function: electron transfer activity; heme binding. The record is from RefSeq and is a predicted model, not a curated record.